UGUAUCUUUAGUUAUUGAUAUAACUUUCACAUUUAUGUAUAUAUUAUAAACUUUAUAAAAAGUUGCAAAAAAUCUGGAGGUGCAGGGAUUUGAACCCUGGACUUUCAGCAUGCGAAGCAGACACUCUACCACUGAGUUACACCCCCAGAUCACUUGGAACUUCACUUAUGGAGAAGCCAUAUUCAAAAAGGGUAAAAAAUGGAGUCCACGAGGAAACGGAUUAAGAUAGAAGUAAUGUCCUGUGAAAAACGUUUACAAAAAAAAAUACAAAAUGGACCAUAACAAUACUAUCAAUACUGUAUUCGAAGAAACUAAUAUGUCAGAAUACUCUUGUGUAAUAUGCCUUGAACCUUAUACGGACGAUUCAAAUGGAUUUGUUUCACCUUGUUAUUGUCGAGGAUCAAUGUACAAAAUACAUAAAAAAUGUGUGAAAAAGUAUAUUCAAGUGACAAAGAAAGUGAAGUGUCCAACUUGUGGUUAUCCUUACAAAUUCACAAAAAAAAGAAAUUCACUAUGGAAAUCAAUUAGAACUUGGUAUUUUGGUAAUGACGACUCUAUCGAAAGAAUAUGGACUAAUAAAUGGGUUUGAGGUUUUCGUUGAUUAUCCAAUAUUUAUACAUGAACAGUUGCGAAGAAUGUGUAUUUCUAUAAAUGAUUUCAUUAUAUUUUAUGAAAAUGAUUGGGAACUAAUUAUCGAGGACUUAGUGAUUCAAUGACUGUUCUAUCAGCGUUCGAUAUUUUUAUUUUUUUUUUUUUUUUAACUAACCAUAAAAUCAUGCACGUAAGUAUUCAUACAUAUAAUGUAAAUAAGUAGUUCACGUCGAUAUUUACUAAAAAAUAAACAUAUUUUAAAUAGAAUAUACUGUGCCCCGUGCCCUGUUUAUUAGGUUUUAUUUUAAUUAUCCACUUCUCCAACAUCUACUAAUUAAUUUUACCUACAUUAUUAUUAUUAUUGAUAAUAUAAAUAGGUAGUACUUACUAGGUACUAUAAAUGCUGUAAUCUAUAAUAAUGUGGUGAAACAUCACCAUAUAAUUCCCGCUCGGAGGUGGUAACAUUGUUAGGCGGUUGGUCACCAUGUUUGUCGACGGCGCGAACGACCGCCACGUCAGGACGGCGGUCACCCGCUCUCUCCGUUCGUAUCGCGACCCAAACACACGUUCGCCGAACCGAAGCAUCUGAGUUGGGUCCCGAGUACUAGGGGCUAAUCGUAGGUAGUGUACUAGUUGGGUCCCGGAUUAGGAAUUGAGUCCAUGCUACUUUUAUGUGUUUGAAUUGAGUCCCGGAUAUUUUCAUAGUGUGUUUGAAUUAAGUCCCGGGUAUUAUCUUAAUGUCUUUGAAUUGAGUCCGUAUUAUAAAAAAUACAGUAGUAAACAAAUUUGCAGGUUUGAGUUUUUAAAAUCUGUAUCUUUUAA
Messenger RNA from Sipha flava (yellow sugarcane aphid), 1413 nucleotides. Its product is annotated as E3 ubiquitin-protein ligase MARCH8-like. The record is from RefSeq and is a predicted model, not a curated record. Lineage: Eukaryota; Metazoa; Arthropoda; Insecta; Hemiptera; Aphididae. Gene Ontology annotation, molecular function: zinc ion binding. The transcript has 7 exons. Bases 272 to 589 code for a protein of 105 amino acids.